ACCGACCGACCGACCGACCGACCGACUGACUGCCCGGCCGGCAGGGGUGUCCGCGGCCGCCAUGGAGGUGUGCGAGAGCGGCGGGGAGCAGCCGCCGCUGCUGCACUGGGACCGCAAGCUGAGCGAGCUGUGCGAGCCCGCAGACCCCGAGACGCUACUGAGCCACACGCACUUCACAGAGUUCCUGGAUGAAUUUUCACCUGAUGUCCUAGGCCAGCUCUUGAAUGAUCCCUUCUUGUCUGAGAAGAAUGAAAUAAUGGAGGUGGAAUUGUCUCCAGCAUCCCCAGCGCCCCUCAUCCAGGCAGAACACAGCUAUUCCCUGUGUGGGGACUCUCGACCCCAGUCUCCCUUGACCCACAUCUCGACUGAUGACAACUUCAAUGAAGGUGACCUGGAAAAUGAGGAAUGGUGUCUGGCUACAGAGUUUACUCCAGCAUCAAUAAAGACCGAGCCAGGGUUGUGCGAGACAUCAGGCCUCGCUCCCUCCAUCAGUCUCACCGUCACGGCCACAUCACUGGAGGGAGAACGACCUGAACUACAGACAGAUGCCCUGAUGAAACCACUGACCCAGAAAGUUCUUCCAGAGAUUAAAUUGGAGCCCCAUGAAGUGGAUCAGUUCCUGAACCUCUCUUCUAAGGAAGCAGUGGAUCCCCUGCAUUUGCCUCCAACCCCCCCCAGCAGCCAUGGCAGUGACUCUGAAGGAGGGCAGAGCCCAGCCAGAUCACUCCCUCCUUCAAGCCCAAUCCAGCUACAAGCCACGGCUAAAGUUGCGUCACGCACAACUUCAGUACUGUCCAAUUCCCCUCUCCUGACGGCACCACAUAAACUACAGGGGACUGGCCCCCUCAUCCUGACAGAGGAGGAGAAGAGGACGCUGAUAGCGGAGGGCUACCCAAUCCCUACCAAACUACCCCUGACAAAAGCAGAGGAGAAAGUGCUAAAGAAAAUCCGCAGGAAAAUAAAAAACAAGAUCUCUGCCCAGGAAAGUAGAAGAAAAAAGAAAGAAUACAUGGACAGUCUGGAAAAAAAAGUUGAGACCUGUUCAAAUGAAAACAGUGAGCUGCGUAAGAAGGUUGAAGUCCUGGAGAAUACUAACAGAACACUUCUGCAGCAGCUGCAGAGACUCCAAGCCAUGGUUGCUGGCAAAGUGUCUCGUUCAUGUAAGGCAGCUAGCACACAGACAGGGACCUGUCUUAUGAUGGUGGUACUGUGCUUUGCAGUAGUUUUUGGCAGCUUCUCUCAGAGCUAUGGGCCAUAUCCUUCUGCUACGAAGAUGGUGUUGCCCAGGCAGCAUUCUUCACCAGAGUCCUACACAGAUUCCAUUGUGAGGUCAAGGAGUCUGCUAAUUUAUGAAGAGCCUCACCAGCUGGAGGAGUCGUCAAGCCCGAUCUCCUUUGCAGAUCGCAAUGACAGGCAAACAGACACCUCCAAGUACGCAACGCUGUCCCUGGAAGCUGUGUCAGGGACACAGCAGGAUGACAUCAUGCAGUUCACAAUAGCCAACGAGACAAGGCUAGAGAAAUCAGUGCUGCUGGGCCUGCAGCAGCACAGAGUCAACUCCGAACUAGAAAGAAAUGAAACACUGAAGAUAAUUGAAAUAGAUAGAAGAGUCAAUGCCACCUCUUAAAAAUAAAAAAGGCCUUUUUUUCUUGACUUCCCUCUUUCCCACAUCUUUUCAACCAAAGUUCCCCUGACUUGUCAUCCUCAGUGAACCAAAGUACAAAAGAGAGGGAGUUCAACUUCUGCAUUGACUGGUGAGGCUGUGACUACAGAUGGGAUCUCUUGUCUUUGUAACUCCCUUCCUCACUUCACACACAGUCCCUGUCUUUGCUUUUAUUCCUUUCCUGUCUAACACUGCAAGGGCAGGAUUGAAUUAUGAUGGCAGAUGAUGCCAGCAGUGUGCCAGUGACUGGUGGGUGUGUGUGCCACAUGCACACAGCCUGGUCUGAGCACAAAGGCAUUCUGUAGAAGAGUGAAAUAUGCAAAACCAACAGGAGCACGUGGGUGAUAGUUUUCUUGGGAGAAGGUAGCUGAAGGAGAGAGAGGAGGUGCAGCAUGAUGGUGCUCCAAAUCUAAUCACAGCUCUGUGCCUGCUGGUCUACAGCACUUGAGCCUUUUGUGGGGAUUGAGAAGUAUGUGUUUAGCCUACUUCUGAAGGGACAAGAAAGGGCCCUGAGACUGCUGAGCUCAGAAUACAGGCAGGAGAGGGAUGGGCAAUGAUGGUGCUGAAUUGUCCUCCCCUAGCUCUUUCUCUUCUCCUUUAUCAUUUAGUGGGGUUGGUUUCUUUGUGUGCUGAAAGCAGUUCUGGUAGGCUUCCCUGCUUCCACCCCUGAGAAAUUAGGCAAAGAUCAGUCACUGUCUUGUCACACUUUGUGUGGGAGAACUACACUAGUUUAACUAAAUCUGUUUAGAAAGCAGAUUUUGUUAAAUUUAUGCAAUGUUUUAGAUGGAUGCCCUUUAGUUUGCUUAAGGCUAAUCUAUUUAGGUUGUAUCAGUUCCUUCCCAACAAACUGAAUCAAUGUAAGGCUUAAACCAUAAGUGCCUCCUGAGAGGACGAUAUGGAUUUAAUUUAUUGGCCUCUAGAUGCAUUGACGGAAUUUCUUAUGUAGACCCAGUCUCAGAUCGUCUUGUGUUUUCCUUUCCUUGCCAUCUUCCUGUUACUGUUGUAAAUAGUAUUUAUUAGCUUUGCAAAAUCUUGCUCAGGCAGUUGCAAUGAAGAGAAUUGAGCUUCCCUUAACCCUGCAGGUGAUCUGAGCAAACUCUAAAAUCUAACACACAAAUAUUACUGAAUACCCAUUCCCUCCCCUUAAACUUGAAUUGUUCUAAAAUAAAGCCAUGUAUCUUAUUUUCCUCUGUGGAAAGAUACAUUAUGACAUCCUCUUACCUCCUUUUCCAGAGAUGUGAUCUCAGACCAACUGCUUUGUUGAAAAGACAGGAGUAUAGGUAGCCCCAGCUAGGCACAGUCCUGAAGGUGGUAGAUACUGUAUUAGCUGUAUGGCAAGGCAACCUCUGAGCUGAGGAGUUGAUUAUGUAAGCAGGAGACCUGUGAAUAGAGGGAUGAGAUGAGCACAUAGGGAAGUGAAGUGACUGGCCCAAGUUCAGUGGAAAAGGCAAGUAUUCAGGUCUGAUCCUGGUCCAGUAGUCUUCUCCCUGCUUUGUUUCUUCCUUGUCCUGUGUCACUGUUGUCUUUUAAGUGUCCUCUCAAUACCCUGGUCAUGCCUUUGCUGGAGCUGUGCUUCUUGCAAUUUGUCCUUGCAGUGGCAUAAUUGAACUUACCCCAGGAUUUGAGCAGGGUUUUAUCUGGUUCCUACAGAAGGGCACUCAGGCUCCAUUGAGAUGGAUUUAAUAUGAAAAUCCUAAUUCAGCAGGCUAGCAUAGCUACUUUACAGUUUACCAGAAGAAGUCAAUUAAAAAAAAAGAAUUUGAAGCUCUUUUGUCUUUUAUUUUUUUCCUAAUGAUAAAUAAGGGAAAAACUAACCUAGCCUUACAAGUAAUUUUUUACUAUGUACAGUAGAUAUUUCCUGCAAGUAUUCUAUUUUGUAAAAUACUGGAUUUGUAUUUUAAUACUGCAGCUAUCACACCAGCUCCUUUCGUGUUCUUCGUUCUCCUUAGACUUUCUUCCCUAUUUGCCAUCCUCGGGCCUGACUCAAAACUCAGAGAAAUGAAUGGAAAGUAUUUGGUGAAUUACAGGGGACUGUGGAUCAGUUCCCAUUGUGUCAUUUUAAGAAGGUGUUUCACAUUAGUGACAGUGAAACAUGUGCCUGACUCCAUGAGCUAGUAAUGAGUUUUGGUGUACAGAUGUGCUUUCUAUGUAAUGCCCUAUUCUUCUAUGCAAGUGCCUUUUUAUUAUUUUACCUGAGGUGGCAGUGAGAGGGGAAGUGCUGUUGUAGUCUAUGUUGCAGCUGUUCCCUUCUUGGCAUGGGUCGAUCACUGCCCUAAAGUCUGUCUCCCUUCACAGUGAUCCUCCUGGGUCCUCUGAAUCAUUCCAGUAUCUGUCAACAACUUUUGUAUGAGUCUGUUUUUUCUUUUUGAAUGGUUUAAGGCCUCACAUAAACAGUGACCACCAGUGGGUGCCACGAGGGAUGGCUGCAUUGCUCAGCCACUUGAGGUCAGCAAAGUGACAGGAGAAAGCUGGGAUUGACCCUUCCAUUACCUUAUGGCUGGUCAGCAUAAGUGCACAAGGUCAUAGUUUAGGAAAUUCCUUAGAUGGUCUUUUUUUUUCCAGAGCACCAAUGGUUUGCCACCUCUGAGGGCAACUGAGUGGUUAAAUGUUCUGCAGAAGAGGUUCCAAGCUGAGAAGUGCAACACCACUUAUCAGUCUUGCAGUUUGUACUGUGUGUAUAAGCAGGAGGCCUCUCUGCCUGAACUCAUGCCCAUGACCAGUUAAAUGGAUCACCAACCAGUGUAGAUACAGCUGACUUCAAUGUCUUAAAUCCAAAAUGGAAUUAUUUCUCAGUACUCACAAGACAGAUAAUUUUGCACAACGAAAACAGCCCCUCCUCUCCAAAAUGUACUGCACUUGCCACUGUUAAAACUUUGCCCUAUUUUUUGCUUAAUUUGGGAAUGUCGGUUCAAAUCUGGUUGGGAGACAGUCAUGUUUUCAUCCAGAGCAUUUUAAAUGGCCACAGUCUAGGUCAGGCCUCAGUACUAGUUCAUCCAAGCCAGUACGGCUAUUCCUAUUUUCUUGCAACUGUUUGAUAAUCUAUUUCUAUAAUCUUAAUUUGUGUAAUCCUUCAAGUUAUUUUUAGGUACUCUUUUGGGGAAUCUCUUGACCUAGCACACACAUUGCUUGGGGAUUUAUUGUAUUACAUGUUACUUUUUAUAAUAAGGAAAACCUUUACUUUACUUGGGUAUGUUUGUGAGCAUUUUUCUUCAGGGGCCUUAAUAGAACAGGUUUCUCUGCUAGAUACUGGGGGCCGAGGAAUCCCCUGUCAUCACUUCCUCACAGGCUGUUGAGCAGCAAGGACUUCACUGUCUCCAGAGGUAGUUUGUGCCCAUGUUAUGUACCUAGCAGGGGGAUGGGGGAGGCAGGACAGUGCCAUUGCACUGCCAGCCUCAGCAGCCCAGGGGUGACCCCAGUGUGAAUGUUGAUGCACUGCACACCAUGUGCAGAGGAAGCUUAUGUGCUCUGUGUUAAGGGCAUAAGGAAGGAGUACUUAGGUGUAUUCAGGGAGGAUGCCAGUGUAAGUGCUUUUAAUUAGCUCAGCUCUAUUACUUGAGGUCUUAGCCUUCUGCCAGUGUGCUUUUUCCCGUGAUCAGUGACUUGGUGCUGUAGAAUAAUGUGUGUGUAUGGAUGUGGUAAGCAAAGGCCUUACAUGCUACUUAAUUUCCAUUUCCAGUAGAGGACUUAAGUGAUACUUGGAGUCCUCAGCUGUAACAUUAUGGUGUUUGUCAGCACAGUUUUAUACACACUAGUAAACUUACCUUUUGGCCUGUAGCUUUAAAGCAUGCCUAGAUCUGUCAGGUCUUUGCUUCUAGGGAGAUAAGCUAUGAAUGAAAGUAGGGCAUUAUUUUAUAUAUAUAUAUAUAUAUUUAAAAACUAUCAAGCACAGGGCAUGUGCUGUUUCUAACCUUGUUACUAGUGUGUAGAUAAUGUUGGUGUUUCUCCCCUGGGCUAUUUAUAGUUCUUUGCUGCAUUUCUUUCAUUUCAUCUGUACCAUUCAAUAUUUUUCAGCAGCACAGACUAAUGGAUUAGACUGAGGUUCUUAGGCCAGAUCCCACCUGAUACAACGCAGCACACUUCUCACAUACUGCUCUUGGGGGUGCAGGUCUGAUUUAUACUGACAGGGGACCUCUUCCAUAUCUCUCUGUGUAACAGUGUAUCUCGAUGUAUUCUUGAUUUUUCUAACGUGGACUAAAAAUUAAUCUAAACCCUUUUUUUUUCCUACUGAAGAAACCAACCCACCUCUCUGCUCCCAUCCCCUCAAACUAUGAGUGGUAAAUUCUGUCUAGACACAUUUAAAAUGUAGGUCAAGUAAAAGAAGGAUACUAAUUGCUACGUUGGGAGGGAUUUCCACUGAGUAUUUGGGCUCUAGAUUCUAACUAGUGCCAAGAGGCCAUUGUACAAAACCCACGCAGUUGAGAACAGAGGAAUACGGCGUAUUUUUAUACUCUUGGUGACUAAAAUAUUUCUUUCUCGAGUCACUAAUUAAAAAGGGAACAUUUUGUGUUCUGAAGGUGAAAUGAUAGGUCAGAACUUCAUAGCUACAAAAGUUAUACUAGCCUAUAUAAGUAGUAUAGUGCUGUGAUGCAUUGCUGGUUUGCACUAUAUAGUGUUAAGGAUUAAUAACUUUGGGGGUUGCAAAGAUGAAUGGAUUUACAUGUUAAGUAAGGUCUUUACAAAUAAAAUGUAAGGAUUCAAUCAAUACUGUAGCUUUCUCGUGGCCAAUAAAAUGACAUUGGGCAUUCAGAGAUAUGUUGAGGGUGUGAUCCCAGUUAGUAGUACCACAUUGCUUGGGUGAUCAGCAUCCACUGGAGAUGCUCUCCAGUGUUGAGAGGGAAAUUGCAAUUCGUUUUUGUCCUUUUCAUGUCAGGCCUUUUUCUGCUUUUCCAAGGUGUAUAUAUAUAUAAGAGUUUAAUUGCUGUGUAGAAGAGAGUGCAUCUUGCAGAAACCUCUAAUAUGUGAUGCUGAAAUGGAGUCUGGAUAUUCUUUAUUAGUAGUAGUCUCUUGUCUACCCUAAAACCAAUCUCCAUACUCUUUCUCCAAGAGCUUCAACUGAACAGCUGAGAACUGAGCAUGGGAAAGCUAGAUUUGUAGACCUGUCUUACAGAAGGUGUGAAAUAAAGGGCAGGUGAAGGGACCUGACAUCACAGGGAAACCUAGUUCUUGAUUCCAUAAAUCAGCAAUGAUAGCCUCUGUCACUAGUUCCCUGCUAGGUUUAGCUUUACUCCUGUUCCCCUUGCUCUUUAAUAUUACACAGUCCUGUUUAUGCAUAUCUGACCUUUAUGUUAUAUGCCACUUUCCCCUCCAAACAGCAAGUAAAAAUCUUUUUGAACUUUAGCAGUCCAUAAUGAAGGGAGUGGAAGAGGGAGAGGGGGAAGCAGAGGCAGGUAAUCAUUUUCUUUUAACAGAACUCAGCUCAUAUCUGACUUUGCCAUACCAGAUUUUAAUUCAGCGGUGCUGAUGUAACAGCGUCUUGCUUUCUUCAUUUGUACAGUCAGCAAGAAUGAGUGUGAGCAUGUGUGUAUCUGUGCAGAUGUGAAUAAUUAAAAGAAAUCAACAACACAGGGUUGUUUCCUUAAUGUAAUAAGUGUCACUAAAUAAAGGCAUCUACCUGAACACACAGGGCGCAUUCGGCUUGGUGCAACAGGAAAUCCAGGCCUCCCUCUCUGAAACCUGUUGAACAUUCCACAUCACUGAGCACUCAUAAAGCUGUUGUGUGAAUUGCUGUCUGAAGACUGUGCUGUGAUUAAUUGUCGACUGAAUGUUGUUGCACUGUGUCAUUUUGUGUGUAUGCCUAGACUGUCUGGCCUUUCUGUAGGACAGCUCUGGCUUGGUUCAAAAAAAAGAUUAUUUUAGGCUUUAUUGUAUAUUCUGGUAUCAUUUUUGUUCUGCAGAAUUACGGCUUUGAAUCUUUUUUUUUUUUUUCUUUUAAGUGAUGUAAGUUAGCCUUAAAAGGUGGCCCCUGGAAGCCGAUUGCUCAAGGAACACAGUUUCUUGAGCUGGUCUUGUGGGAGAGGGUCCCUCCUUCUGUGGGAGUGCUACUGCCCUGACAGCCCCAUGGGCACAUUGAGGGGAAGCAGUUUGCUCUCAGAGGGCCAUGCUGUGACACAAAUACAUCAGAGUUUUUCUAAGAUUUGCUAGGCCUUCCAAGGGUACGUUACCUGGUGUUACUCUCAUGAAGAGAAAUACAUAUCCAGGGCCAAAUCCAUUGCCUUGGGCCAUGCAAAACAGCACCUUGUGAUUGAGUCACUCUGCUGUGACACACCUAAGGCACUUAAGUUGAUCUUUUCCCUUUCCCCUUGUUCACGGGAAUGCAGUAUGAGUUUGUGCAAACAUUUUAAACUAUCUAAGAUGACAUGGACAGUGAUACUAGUGCAAAAGCAUGUCCUCCAGAACUCCUUGGUAAACUUCAUUGGGGCUUCUUCUGACUGCAGAUGUCUCUAUUCUCUUGGCAUGUCUAUUUAACUCUGUGUCUGUGUGUACAGUGGCCUCUAUUUUUGUACAAGUGCUGUCAUCUGGAUGUGAUCCCACCUGAUUGUUAACACUGCAAACAUGUCCAUUGGGUGGAAAGAAAUUGCUGGUUUUCCUUUUUAAAUCAUCUGCCUGAUUCUACGAGAGAACAGACUACCUGCUUUUGUAGCUUAAAUAUGUAUGUAGCGAAGUAUGUUAUGCUUUUCAUUUCUUGCAAAUAAAUAUUUUCUGUAGAAAAAGCAA
Molecule: messenger RNA, 8377 nt
Organism: Corapipo altera (White-ruffed manakin)
Lineage: Eukaryota; Metazoa; Chordata; Aves; Passeriformes; Pipridae
Gene: CREB3L2
Product: cAMP responsive element binding protein 3 like 2
Exons: 12
Coding region: 62-1627 (521 amino acids)
Biological process (GO): regulation of transcription by RNA polymerase II
Molecular function (GO): DNA-binding transcription factor activity, RNA polymerase II-specific; cAMP response element binding
Source: RefSeq, a predicted model, not a curated record